This is a messenger RNA of Musca vetustissima, 1866 nucleotides long. RefSeq lists its product as uncharacterized. Bases 9 to 1847 code for a protein of 612 amino acids. Lineage: Eukaryota; Metazoa; Arthropoda; Insecta; Diptera; Muscidae. The record is from RefSeq and is a predicted model, not a curated record. The transcript has 7 exons.
AUGACAAAAUGUUCCCCUCAUCACCACCCCCGACAGCUGACCAGCAACCAGCAACGGGUGAAACAUCACGUAUCAAAAGCUUUAUGGGCCGUACCCCAGCCAUUGGCAUACUGAAAUCAAAAUUCCUGACGGUACUGGGAAAUAGUAACGAAUUAUUAAAUGGCAUUUCAUCGAAGUUGACCUUAAAUAUAAGUUCCAGUGAUUCAGAUUACUGUGAUGAUGACGAGGAAGAGGUUCCCAAAUAUGAUGAAUCCAUUGACUACACAAAAAUCGAUUACGAAUCAAGAAGAGUAAAGGCUAGACGGGCCCAUGAAGAGAUCAUAUCAGGACGUUAUAGACAACCAAAUUUAGCACCAAGACCUCGCUUAGAUGCCUUACGUAAUCGUAAACCCGAUAAAUCCCGAUCAUCGUCAUCCUCCUCCUCAUCAUCCUCAUCGACAUCCACAUCAUCCAGAUCAUUUAAUAAUGCCCAUGCUCAAGAUCGUUCACAUGUCAGUAGUACAACCCGAUCGGAUUCCAUUGAAUCUCGACAUUCGGGUGGCUAUGAGAGGAAACGAGCCAUAGCUGGGGCUCGACGCAGUGAACUGGAUGUACAAAGAGAUCUUAUGAGACUUAAUGAAAUGCUGAAACCAAGCAAUACUGCUGCUGUAUCAGCAGCAAAUGUUAGUGUUGGUGGUGCUGGCAUGGAGGUUACAUUGCCGCCAACGUCUGCACCUCAUAUUGAGGUUCAACCGCCACACGAUCGAGAUCCUAGUAAAUCUUCCAUUGCCAAUAUGGCUGGAACAGUUUCAAGCCAUUCCAUACGUGUGCCUCCGGUUAGACGUAAAAAUUCCAACAGCAGUACUUUAACCAGUUUACGGGAUGAUUUGGAUUAUCAGGUUAGCCCAAGUGGAGAGUCCACCGAUUGGCGACAUUUUAUACGUUCCGAAUCACAAAAUUCUGUGCCUUCGUGGGCCUCUUCGAUAAGCUUGGACUGUCGCACCGGCGAGGAGCCCAUCAAAGAGUUUAUGAAACGUUUCACGGACACCAUCUUUUCGAAUGCGAAUGCCAUUGAUUUGGAACUGAAAUCGGAAUUUGGUGCUAUGGCCCGCCUCGAAAUCGGUAGACAAUGGUUUGUGCGAUUCCUGCUGCAGCAAAAGAAUAAAUCGAAGCGAGUCGAAGAGACGACGUUCCAUUCGUUAAUACAGCAUUUUGCCAUUGUGUUGUUUGAAUGUGGCGAAUGUUCGGAUUAUGGACCGGCCAUGAUAAUGAUGAAUUUGAGUUUUCUAUUCUACAGAGAGGUUGAAGUUCCCGGUUGUGAUCCAUAUCGAGAAUACUUGUGUACUUUUAUACGCGAACAGCCUAUUUGGAUGUCUUUGAAAUUUUGGAAUGCUGCCUUUGUGGAGUGCAUGGAAACGGAAAGAAAUAAUCGGCUGAAGUCGCGUCAAAAGAAACAAGAGAGGCGUAAGGCAAAAGAGAAGGCCAAGGAAGAAGUGGUUAAGCAAAAAGGUAACACCGGUGAAGUGAAGGAAAAUGAAGACCAGACCUUGGCUACCAAACAACAAGAUGUCUCAGAAUCUAGCUCAUCACAUGGUAAAGCAAAUCAGCCAAAAAAGGAAAAGUCCACAAAAGCGGGAAAUGAUCCGGUACAGGAUUUCGAAAAGGAAAUGGAAAAUAUUGCCUUUCGACAAUUGGCGACCUUCACCAGCAAUAUCCAUGCUUUGGGUGCCCCACAAGAUUUGUGUUUGGAAUUCUUCAAGAAACAACACUCGGCCGUUGGCCUCAGCAAAGAGAAAUCAAAACUUAUUCGUGAUAAUGUUCAUCGUAUUUAUUAUGAAACCGAGUUGUGGGGUUCAAAACAAUCCUGAAAUAUUUAUUUGAUUUGUA